AACCAGGGGGAGGUUGAGAGAUCAGUCAUUUCCUCGUGGGGUGGCCGCGACCCUCCGGCUUCGCGCUGCGGGCUGUCGGUUUGGGUCGGAGCGACGACUCUCCCGAGAAGUCUUGUAACAACAAGAAAUAACUGCUUUGCACUUUAUUGCACCAGCUUCAACCCAAAGAUCUUCGAAACCUUUCCCAAACCUCGGUUGAGCUAUUCCCUCCAUCACCACCACCCCCCGGCCCGCCUCCUGCCCUUCCAGUUUUCAGUCACAGAACAAGAUUUUGCCUUUCCUUCUGUCAGUGUUUUUCAAGUUCUGGUUCGCGAACUGUGGGAACAUUUUGAACUCCUUACAAGGGAUCAGUGAAGGCAACUGGGAAAAGCCAGCCAGAAAAUCAGGUUUUUCAGUGAAGUCUGUGGAACUGUUCUUCCUUGACUCCUGCUGUGUGAGAUCAGCUAUGGAACACGCUCAAGAACAUGAAGCAUGUCCUGAACAAACUCAGAGGUAUUGUGUAGAGAGACCAAUAUAUAACCAAGAGCUCUUGCAAGGACAGCUGCACAGGCGACAAAGAACACCUCAGACUUUAAAGCAGAAGAUUGCACAUUCUUGUCGUUGUACUUCUAAGAAAGCCAAGUCUCAUCUUUACAGUUUCUUACCGAUUUUAAAAUGGCUUCCUCGUUACCCAGUGAAGAAAUACUUAUUAGGAGACAUUAUCUCAGGUGUAAGCACUGGAGUUAUGCAGCUUCCUCAAGGUUUAGCCUAUGCUUUGCUGGCAGCUGUUCCCCCAGUAUUUGGCCUAUAUUCUUCAUUUUAUCCUGUUUUUCUAUAUACCUUUUUUGGAACGUCCAAGCACAUAUCAAUAGGCACCUUUGCUGUGGUUAGUAUGAUGGUUGGUGGUGUUGCUGUGAGAGAAGUGCCCGAUGAAAUGAUUUCUCUGGACUAUAAUUCUACUAAUGUUACAGAUGCUAGGGAUACCAAAAGGGUGCAGGUAGCCGUGACUGUCGCCUUUCUUUCAGGAAUUAUCCAGUUGUGUUUAGGUUUCCUUCGAUUUGGAUUUGUGGCCAUCUAUCUAACGGAGCCUCUGGUGCGAGGAUUUACUACUGCAGCUGCAGUUCAUGUCUUUACUUCUCAAUUAAAAUAUUUCCUUGGCAUCAAGACUAGCAGAUAUAGUGGACCCCUCUCAGUUGUAUAUAGCAUAGCUGCUGUGCUUUCAAAUAUAACAAUGACCAAUAUUGCUGCCUUGAUUGUUGGAUCAUCGUGCAUUGUUCUGUUGCUGAUUGGCAAGGAAAUCAAUGACCGGUUUAAGAAGAAGCUCCCGGUUCCUAUUCCUAUGGAGAUCAUUGUGGUCAUUAUUGGCACAGGAGUUUCAGCUGGAAUGAAUCUGAAUAAGUCAUACAAAGUUGAUGUUGUUGGGAAUAUUCCUCAAGGGUUACGUGCACCAGCAGUUCCCGAGAUUCAGCUCAUCCCAGCAAUAUUUGUGGAUGCAGUAGCAAUAGCAAUAGUUGGAUUUUCAAUGGCUGUAUCAAUGGCCAAGAUCUUUGCCCUUAAACAUGGUUACACCAUCGAUGGGAAUCAGGAACUUAUUGCCUUGGGAAUAUGCAAUUCUGUGGGGUCGUUUUUCCAAACCUUUUCAGUCACCUGCUCAAUGUCUCGGAGUCUUGUUCAGGAAAGCACUGGUGGAAGAACUCAGAUUGCAGGUGCUCUCUCUUCAAUUAUGGUUCUGUUGGUACUUGUGGCUGUUGGAUACCUCUUUGAACCUCUUCCACAGACAGUGCUGGCAGCAAUUGUCAUGGUGAACCUGAAAGGAAUGUUUAAACAGUUUGGAGAUGUCACACACUUCUGGAGAACCAGUAAGAUUGAACUGGCCAUCUGGGUGGUAGCUUUUGUGGCUUCUCUUUUCCUGGGACUAGACUAUGGUUUGCUUACUGCAGUAACGUUUGCAAUGAUAACCGUUAUUUACAGAACACAAAGUCCUCAAUACAGAAUCCUUGGACAGAUUCCUGACACUGACAUCUACUGUGAUGUGGAAGAGUACGAAGAGGUUAAAGAAUAUCCUGGAAUAAAAAUAUUUCAAGCUAAUACAUCACUUUAUUUUGCUAAUAGUGAGUCAUAUGCAAGUGCGCUGAAGAAAAAGACUGGAGUGGACCCUUGUGCCAUAUUAGCAGCGAGGAGAAAAGCCCAGAAGCGACAUGCCAGGGAAAUAAAGGCAGCAAAUAAGCACCGAAAGAAAGCUGUGUUGAAACUAACUAAUGACGUAGAAGCAAAUGUAAAACAUGAGAUAGCAAAUGAUGACUUACCCGUGAAUGGAAAAUUUGCAGAUUCUGGUGUAAAAGACGUGUCUCCUGAUGAGCAUGAACAUUUUGUGGAGACCAAAACCAACAUUCACUCUUUAAUUCUGGAUUUCACCCCGGUGAACUUUGUGGAUUCAGUUGGAGCAAAAACACUAAAAUCAAUUAUAAAAGAAUACAAAGAAGUUGGUGUCUGUGUCUGCAUUGCCUGCUGUAGUGGCCCUGUUAUGAACGAGCUGACAAGACUGAACUUUUUCGAUAAGGCUGUAACAAGAGAGUUGCUGUUUCACAGUAUUCAUGAUGCUGUCCUUGCUUGCCAAGUGAAAGAUGGGUCUGCUUUCACAGACUGACUUUGACCUCUGAAGAGUGGCAUCGAGCAGAAUGGAAGACAGAUUUAUGCUGAUGGAAACUCUUUCUGAAUAUUUAAUUUGCACAGUUUGAAGAGAGCCUAAGGCUGUUUGUAUCUACGGGUAUAGGGUGGAACUUAUUUUUUGUAGGAAGAGUGGAUAAGGAAUUGGAAGCCUUCAUGCUCUUGAAUGUUUUCCUUUAAUCAGGGUAUAGCCUUCCAACAAUACACAAGCACAAAAUUAUGCAAGAAAAGAAAAUUCAGUGUGUUCAGCUGCAGUCAAAAUCUAGUAGACAAAGUGACAUUACUGUUCCUGUUGAGAAAAUGGGCACUUUAACUCACUGCAAGUGGGAUCUUGCAGGAAGUAACUGUCUGCAAGUGCAAUACACUGUACCAGUGUCUUUGAAGAACUUUUUUAGAUGGCUUUUAAAACCUGAUGUCAACAUCUGCAUACAACAGAUUCAUACAAUUUAUAAUAAUCUGCCAGCUGGAUUAAUGAAUUCACACUGGUGGCAUUUAACUGCUGCUGUUUUUAACCCUGGAUGGUACAGUUGUUUGGUUUUUUUUAAAGAUCUAACCUGUCUCAACUAUACUCAGCUCUUCAUUUUUGCUAUGAGUGAACAUGGACUCAGAAACUCAUUGUUUAAUUAUUACAUUAUCAAUAUGGUACUUUUACUGCCAAAACCUAGUUAGACUUUCUAGAAGAGAAUACAAUUGAUUUUAAGCUAAAAUUAAUUUAGCUUCAAAAUUUGAAGACAAAACGGGUUUGAGGCAGGAGUGAAGUCUAUUUAAAUUAAGAACGGGUGCCCUAGAUGCAACCUCUUAAGCUGGAAUGAAAAUGUAGACGUGGUCUAAAGUCUCAGUGGUCCAAAAAAAAAAAAAGUACUUUUCUUUUGCCCAUCUUCCAGUAGAGCUGCUUCUGCCUCAGCUUUUAAGUGCUUUGAGAAAUAGAGUUCAGUAGAACUCAAAAAUGUUACAUGUUUGGGUUUUUUAGAAGAAACAGUAGUGUGGGAGUUUUUUUCUGUCAGCCUGGCUGCUGUGGUACUGCCUCACUUCAGGUGUGAGAUGAAAACCAUGAAAAUGGAAAACAUACAAAAGAAAGAAAUCUUCAAUGUGUUUCCCUCCCAACAGCCACUGUGAAGCUCAGCAGAGGUAGGAAUCUGUUUCUCUGCAGCUUAUUUCGACAGCUCAGGGGAAGUGGGACACCAGUGACAUUUCAUUUGGCACCCUCAAAUCACAGGCCCUGUACUUAAGGGAAUUCAGACACCUUCCUCACUUCUGAUCACAGAAUGUAACACUUUCAUUUUGCUUCAGGCUCCGUUGUGAUUAGGGCUUGCUUCAGGUAAACCAAGUUUCCCAAGAAUCAGGGAAGUCAGGGAAGAUUUUUUAUUUCCUCAGACUCCCCUGCCAAUUGGGAUAGGAAGCUUUCUGCAUCAGAAAUUGCUGCUUAGCUGGAGUUCAGAGGAUGAAGUGCAUGCAUGUUAACACAUUGUGUGUGCUUAUUUAAACAACUUUUGGUACAUUUUAUAAUGUUAACCAGUUCAACAAGCCUUUGUAUCUACAUACAGUAUAUUUUUCUACUUUCAGCUUGUCGCAGCUUCAGUUUUUAACUCCGUAGUCUCUUCAGUUCACAUUGAAAUCCUAUCAACUUCCAAAAUAAAGUGAUGUCACUUGUAAAAAUUU
Messenger RNA from Corapipo altera (White-ruffed manakin), 4305 nucleotides. It is a transcript of the gene SLC26A5, whose product is annotated as solute carrier family 26 member 5. Lineage: Eukaryota; Metazoa; Chordata; Aves; Passeriformes; Pipridae. Gene Ontology annotation, molecular function: oxalate transmembrane transporter activity; bicarbonate transmembrane transporter activity; chloride transmembrane transporter activity. The transcript has 19 exons. Bases 446 to 2626 code for a protein of 726 amino acids. Gene Ontology annotation, cellular component: membrane. Gene Ontology annotation, biological process: transmembrane transport. The record is from RefSeq and is a predicted model, not a curated record.